Molecule: messenger RNA, 720 nt
Organism: Geodia barretti
Lineage: Eukaryota; Metazoa; Porifera; Demospongiae; Tetractinellida; Geodiidae
Source: the annotation of a GenBank genome assembly
AUGGGCCACAAAACACAUCCUUACGGUUUCCGGUUGGGAAUCAUCAAAGACUGGAAAACCCAUUGGUACGCCAAUACCGGCGCCCAAUAUCGCACUGGUGUGCAGGAAGAUCUGGCGCUGCGCCGGGCUAUCCACCACGCCGGUAUCGCCAAAAUCGAAAUCGACCGCACUGCUCAGGAAAUCAUCAUCAAUAUCCACUCAGCCCGGCCGGGUAUCCUCAUCGGCCGCGACGGCGACCGCGUCAAGGGGCUGCGUUCCAAAUUGGAGACCAUGUCCCGCGGCCAGAUGCGCCUCAACAUCAUAGAAAUCGAGCAGCCGGAGAUGGACCCGUACCUGGUGGGUCGAAACAUCGCAGACCAACUCAGCCGACGUGUCGCCUACCGGAGAGCCAUGCGACAGGCUGCCCUACGAACCAUGCAGGCCGGCGCCGAGGGCGUUAAGAUCAUUACCAAGGGCAGGAUCUCCGGCGCCGAAAUUGCCCGGACCGAAAAGCUGAUGAUGGGCCGGGUGCCCCUGCACACACUGCGCGCCGACAUCGACUAUGCGCUGUCAGAAGCCCACACGGCAAUGGGUCGCAUCGGUAUCAAGGUCUGGAUCUACAAAGGACAGAUAAUGCCGCCACCCGCGGAAGAAGAAACCGAGCUGGACAGCAUCGAGUUCCGCGUCGCGAGCCAGGACGCAGAGGCGGACGCUGAUCUCGCCCAAAUACUGGACGCCUAG